This is a messenger RNA of Cyclopterus lumpus (lumpfish), 1037 nucleotides long. It is a transcript of the gene psma6b, whose product is annotated as proteasome 20S subunit alpha 6b. Gene Ontology annotation, cellular component: cytosol; proteasome core complex; nucleus. NCBI's taxonomy places the organism in Eukaryota, Metazoa, Chordata, Actinopteri, Perciformes, Cyclopteridae. The record is from RefSeq and is a predicted model, not a curated record. The transcript is spliced from 7 exons. Bases 144 to 884 code for a protein of 246 amino acids. Gene Ontology annotation, biological process: ubiquitin-dependent protein catabolic process.
ACCAUGGAAACGAAAAAGGCCUCUGACACCGGAUAAAGUUUGGAUCCCAUCAUUCAACUUCCGGGUCAAAUAUUGCGCAUGAAGUAAAAGAGCUGCUCGCAAAUUCAUUUGGGCGAACUUGUCGGCCCACUUAACCGUGUGAAAUGUCCCGAGGCUCCAGCGCAGGGUUCGACCGACACAUCACCAUCUUCUCUCCCGAAGGAAGGCUCUAUCAAGUCGAAUAUGCUUUCAAGGCCAUCAACCAAGGUGGGCUCACUUCAGUAGCAGUCAGAGGGAAGGACUGUGCCAUUGUUGUAACACAAAAAAAAGUACCGGACAAGCUUCUGGAUUCUGCCACAGUGACCCACCUCUUCAGGAUAACGGAUAGUAUUGGAUGUGUAAUGUCUGGGAUGACAGCUGACAGCAGGUCCCAAGUCCAGCGAGCUCGCUACGAGGCAGCCAACUGGAAGUACAAGUACGGAUAUGAGAUUCCAGUGGACAUGCUGUGUAAGAGGUUGGCUGACAUCUCACAAGUCUACACGCAGAAUGCUGAGAUGCGACCACUGGGCUGCUGUAUGAUCAUGAUCGGCAUAGACGAGGAGCACGGCGCCCAGGUGUACAAAUGCGACCCGGCAGGCUACUACUGCGGCUUUAAGGCCACCGCCGCCGGAGUGAAGCAGACAGAAGCCACCAGCUUCCUGGAGAAGAAAGUGAAAAAGAAACUGGACUGGACCUUUAAACAAACUAUUGAGACGGCGAUCUCUUGUCUGUCCACCGUUCUCUCAAUUGACUUCAAGCCCUCUGAGCUCGAGGUGGGCAUUGUCACAAUGCAGGACCCCAAGUUCAGGAUUCUGACGGAGACUGAAGUGGACGUUCACCUGGUGUCCCUGGCGGAGCGGGACUGAGCGAGAAGAGAUGCGUCAGCUGUCGGAUUAGGAGAGAGCAUGAUGGGAAUGCAGUUCCCGGAUGGAGGCUGGUAUAAUUGUUGUUUGCUGUAUAUUCACCCCACCGUUUCAUUCAACAAUAAAAAAAAAAAAAUAGUUUUUUGAGUAAAAUAA